Molecule: messenger RNA, 2724 nt
Organism: Neopsephotus bourkii (Bourke's parrot)
Lineage: Eukaryota; Metazoa; Chordata; Aves; Psittaciformes; Psittacidae
Product: tRNA wybutosine-synthesizing protein 4-like
Exons: 11
Coding region: 71-1840 (589 amino acids)
Biological process (GO): tRNA methylation; wybutosine biosynthetic process
Molecular function (GO): protein binding; tRNA methyltransferase activity
Source: RefSeq, a predicted model, not a curated record
UGAUUUUGUCACUCUGAAAAUGUUGUUACUGAAUGCUUUUCACACCUGGAUGGUCAGGAUAUAACUUUUUAUGAUGCCUUUUCUGCAGAUCUUGUCUUUAGGUGCUGGCUUUGACUCGUUAUACUUCCGUUUGAAGGACAUGGGUCUUCUGCAUCACACUGUGGUAUAUGAGGUGGAUUUCCCAAAUGUGGCACGCCAAAAAGCUGCUCUGAUCAGAAGAAUGGAAGAGUUGUCGGCAUUGGUGGGAAGCAGUGAAGGGGAAGGAUUAGGAGUUGUUACCUUUUCUGGAAAGGAUUAUAAAUUAUUGGGAGUGGAUUUAUCACAGCUGUCUCAGCUGGAGAGAGCCCUGGAGGAAGCAGGUUUGGACACUGAAAUCGCCACCCUCUUCAUAGCAGAGGUGGUGCUCACCUACAUGGAAAAUAGCAGGUCUGAUGCCCUGAUUCAGUGGGCAGCAGAGCAUUUCUCUCAGGCGUGCUUUCUGCUGUAUGAGCAGAUGCACCCAGAAGACCCCUUUGGACAUGUCAUGCAGCAGCAUUUUAACCAGCUGAACUCUACACUUCAUUCUGUGGCACAGUACCCUGAUUGUGAGGCACAGCAGAAGCGCUUCUUGGCAAAGGGCUGGACUGAGUGCAGUGUCAUGGAUAUGAAUGAGUUUUUCACCUGUUGUACUCCAGAAGAUGAGCAGCAAAGAGUGCAGACUCUGGAGCCUUUUGAUGAAUAUGAGGAAUGGCACCUGAAGUGUUCUCAUUACUUUGUCCUGGCUGCAUCAAAGGGGAUGGAACCUUCCUGGGCUCCACUGUUACCCAGUAUGACAGUUCCCCAUGGUGCUGUUGGGAUGGCUGGGAGUGUCCUUGCAGUGCGUGCGAUGCGCUCUGACACUUCCGGGCUGAGACGUUACGGUCACCACUCUGUUCUUCUCAAAUGCGAUGUGAUACUCACCACUGGAGGCUUUGGGGAGGAGGAUGGACAGCACUGCCGGAUGAGGAAUUUCCACGUGCUAAUAAAACAUGCAGGCUGCUGGAAAGCUGGCUGUGUGAAGAAGGAAAAUACUGAUAAAAGAUCGGAUGAGCGGCUGUUCCAUACUGUGUCAUGUGUCUCCAACAAUCUGGCCUUGGUGGUAGGAGGACGAACAUCCCCAUCAAGUGCAGGCUUGGGAAUGUUGUUGCUGAAGUUCCAUGAAACCUGUAAUGCCUUGGACCCAGGUGACAUUACAGUGAAACUUGCAAGUCUGCAGCCUGCUGCUGAGCCAGCUGCUUUGCGUUGGAGGCACAGCACAACUGAAGUGAUGUUUAAAGGCAAGAAGUACCUGUUUGUGUAUGGUGGCCGCUCUGCUCUGGAGCCUGUGCUGGGGGACUGGUAUUUCUUGCACACUCGAGAGCUUUCCUGCACUGGGAUUCCUGUGGAGGGUCCAAUACCAGAAAGCCGUCACUCUCACUCUGCCUGUAGCUGGAAAGGAGGAGUGGUAAUUGCAGGAGGUCUGGGAGCAGCUGAGCGGCCGUUAGGUUCAGUUUUCUUUCUGAAGGAGCUUGAACAUGGCUUUCAAUGGCAGACAGUAGAGACACACCCCCCUCUCAUACCCAGGUAUUCACAUACUGCACAUGUGCAUGGCGGAAAACUUCUGCUUGUUGGUGGAGUGUGGUUUCACUCAUCCUCUGUGCCAGGCAUCACUGUCAUUGACUUAAUGAGUGGUCUCUGCUUGGACUAUAUGAUUAAUGUGGCUGUCUCCUUUGUGGUGAAGAGGGCAUGGUUGUUCAUUGCUUCUUCUGAUGUAAGAACUAGGAGGCAUCAAAAGAAGCUGGUUGGCAGUACACUUCAAAAGAGUGCUUCAUAUAACACAUAGGUAAGCUCUGGAGCUCCUUGCCGCAGGAUAUGAAUGCCAAAGGUUUACAUAGAUUCAGAAAGCGAUGGGCUAUGUUCCUGGAAGAAAACCAUUAAGGGUUCAGGGUUACAAAGACAUUGUCAUUAACAAUCUGGCAUGCUUUAAGCCCAGCCUGCAACCCAGAACCAUGCAGCCGCUCGCUCACUACCCCUCUUCCUCCCCCUGCUCCCAGAGGGAUGGGGAGGAGAACUGAAAGAAUGUAACUCCCACAGGCUGAGAUAAGAACAGUCCAGUAACUAAGGUGUAACACAAAACCACUGCUGCCACCACCAAUAAUAAUAAUGAUAAGGGAAAUAACAAGGGAAGAGAAUACAACUGCUCACCACCUGCCGACAGAUACCCAGCCCAACUCAAGCAGGGAUCUAGGCCUUCUGGGUAACUGCCCCCAGUUUCUAUACUGGGCAUGACAUGCUGUGGUAUGGAAUACCUUUUUGGUCAGUUUGGGUCAGGUGUCCUGUCUCUGCUUCCUUGCGGCUUCUCCUCCUCCCUAACAGAGCAUGAGACUCAGAAAGGCCUUGGUCAGAGUAAACAUUACUGAGCAGCAACUAAAACCACCGGUGUCAUCAGCGCUGUUCCAGGCUGAAAGUCAAAAACACAGCACUGCACCAGCUACUAAGAAAAAUGACUGCUACUGCUGAACCCAGGACACAAUCACUGAACUGCAAGUUGUUGAGGGGACUAUACUAGAGGAGUGUGUUCUGGUUUCCUUGGUCAUGUGUUCUCUAGCUGUUUAUUUUCUGUCCACAUUUGUGGGUGGUAUAGUGGACUAGGUGGGACGCACUUUGAUUGUUCGUAACUUCCUAAUGAAGGUAUGAUGUGAAAUAACCUCUACAGCAUUGUAUGAA